Molecule: messenger RNA, 559 nt
Organism: Arabidopsis arenosa
Lineage: Eukaryota; Viridiplantae; Streptophyta; Magnoliopsida; Brassicales; Brassicaceae
Source: the annotation of a GenBank genome assembly
AAGAAAAAUAGAAAAAAAAAUGGGGAAUUGUUUAAGGCAUGAAUCAGAAAUGCAUUGGGCUGGUGAAGAUUGGGAUGAAUUCAUCACAGAAGAUGAAGAAGAUCAUCAUUAUAGCUCUAAAACCACCAGAGAUGGCAAAACAGUAGUUGUAACAUGUGACAGUAAAUCCCCUGUUCCAUCUCAUGAGAUCAAGAUCAGGCUCACGAAGAAACAACUCCAUGAUUUACUGAGUAAAGUCAACGUCCAUGACUUGACCUUUCAUCAACAGGCCACUUUCUCAUGUCCAAGCCUGAACAAUCGUGGGUACGAAGAAGCCAAUCAUCAACGGUUAUGGAGACCGGUUCUGCAGAGCAUACCAGAGGUUAAUUGAGGUUUUGUUUUCAGAGAUGAUCAUGUAUUGUAUAUUGCUUAGGGGUUUCUUCACUUUCUUGAUGUGAGGGUAUAUGUGUUAGGGUAGAAUUUUGAUGUAAAUUUUGUUUGGACACAUGACGCUUCUGUUUUUGUUUGUUAGAUUGUAAAUAUAAAAGCAUAAAACUAGAAUUAAAAGCUUGUUGUUAAU